Messenger RNA from Drosophila subpulchrella, 8394 nucleotides. RefSeq lists its product as uncharacterized. Gene Ontology annotation, cellular component: membrane. Lineage: Eukaryota; Metazoa; Arthropoda; Insecta; Diptera; Drosophilidae. The transcript is spliced from 14 exons. The record is from RefSeq and is a predicted model, not a curated record. Gene Ontology annotation, biological process: proteolysis. Bases 1066 to 5295 code for a protein of 1409 amino acids. Gene Ontology annotation, molecular function: protein binding; serine-type endopeptidase activity.
UGUCGUUGACUGACGUACGUACGUCGUGGCCAACAGCACGUGCUAACCGAGGCGGCGCGUGCAAGCAAAAAAAUAAAAAAAAAUAUAAAACAGCAGCUGUGGUGACCAGCAACAACAAUAAUAACAACAACAGCAUCUGGCGGAGAGCAGCCAUUACAAAAACAACACAUACAACACAACACACACACACAAGCACAGCUUUGCUGUCGCAACAACAAAGGCUUUGGGCUAGGCAAAGAGCAGGUGGAGGAGAAGGUGGUGAGGGAGAGCAGAGCCAGGAGAGAGAGGAGAGCAUCUAACUUAAGUGAAAUUCAAGCGGAUGGAGGAAGGAAGAGGAAGCAGCAGGACAGUACAUCAAUGCAGGCUUACUGUCUGAGUGUGUGUGAUAGAGUGCGAGCGAGAGAGUGAGUGCUCGAAUGCGACAAUAAAUUAGCUGUAAUCUGCACCUUGUUAUUUGCACCUGAAUCGAAAUUAUUGUAUAUUUUUUUGCCAUAACAAGCAAGUAAUCAAAGUAAAUUUACACAUACACGAAACGCGAGCGUAAUUCUAUUUACGCAAAUAAAACUCAACAAGAGGGCACACACGGAGGAAGAAGAAGAAGAGAAGGCGGAUAAGUAGGCAACACAAGAAUUAGAAGCAGCAGCGCAAACAGGAUACUUAAAAUAUCAAGGCAAAUACACACGCACACACACACACACAGGUUCAUAUUUUUGGCCGAAGAAAAAAACAACAACCACACGAAAUAAAUACAAAAUAAACCCAACAACGCUGAGGUGUAUGGCCCAAAGGCAAGGCAAACAAACAGAGCCGAAAAAAGAAAAGGAAAGCGAAACAGAAACAGAAUCGGAAUCAGUAAGAUGCCAAAAUGCUGGACAGAGAUUGAUGCUGGCUGCCGACGCAGAGCACCUACACCAACAACAACAGCAGCCACUGCAAUAACAAUAACAAGGCCAAGAAAAACGACUAGCAGCUACAACAACAACAGCAGUGACAACCGCCAAAUGUGAGCAGACAAGCGACAGCAAUUGAGAUAUAUUGUUUCCGCCAAAUCACGACGAUUAAGUCAUGAACGCACUCGAUAUGAAUAAACAAUUUCUGAGCGUCUCCCAGGACCAUCAGCAUCAGACGACCUCGGUGGCAGACCGGCGGAGUCGCUCCAGAUCGGAGCGUGCCUCGAGCCUGGCGCUGCCGCUCAACUCCCUGCUGGACUUCUACGACAAGCAGCAGGAGCAGUGCAAGUCGGUCACCCUGCUUCCACUGCCCAGCAACUGCAGCAACAUCGGCGACAGCAGCAACACCGGGGACAGCAGCAACAUCUCCACCAGCAACAGCAUCGUGCGGCGACACUCCUCCCACUACUAUCCCAUGCUCGAGGACAAGCAGAAGCCGUCGCAGCUGUCCCAGGCAGCCACCGAAAUGCUUGUAAACAUGACGGAGCAGAAAUAUGGCCAGUCAGCGCACCAGGGGGCGGCCAUGGCCACCGCAGGAGGCAGGCAGUUCCACCAGCAGAUCCAGCAGCACCAACAGCGGGUGGACACCCCGGUGACGCCCCCACCGCCCAUUCCGCGUCGCCUUCUGCGCGGCAAGUCCGCCUGGCAGGCGUCCACGCCCCACCCACUUCCACUUCCUCCUUCGGCUGGCGGACAGGAAGGCGCCCAUGGCACGGGCACGGGCACGGGCACAGUGUUUGUUUAUCCGCAGCCAACGAACGUGACCACAGAGGCAGUGGCUCGGGGAUCGGGCGACGGAGGAGGAGCUGGUCUGCAAUCAGCGCUGCUUGUUGACAUAGCCACACGUCCUGCGCCCGGAUAUGCGGAUGCCGAUGGGAUUUCCGAUGACGACCGCAUGAGUCUGGAGAACUCCGUGUUCGAUGAGUCGCUAACCUCCACGCCAGUCAAGGUCGCCGGCUAUCUGGCCGGACGCUACUCCGGCCUGAGCCACAUGGCCAAGCGAGCGCAGCGCUCCUCCAGCAGCACCGUGGACUCGGCCUAUGGCUCAUCGCUGGGCGGGCACAGCGAGCGUUUCGCUAGCAGCUCCACCAGCGUGGACUUUCGCAGUCGUUUCUCCUCGGUGGACACACAGUCCUCUCUCGACGAGAAGCCCAUGUCCAGCUCAAUUGACUCACCUUUGGCCAGGGAUUCCAGGGAUGCUUACCGAGAUGCCAUGCACAAGCUGAACAACAAUAAUACCAGCCUGGGAUUGCCCCUUUAUCCGGCCAGUAAUAAUAACAACGGCAGCAUUAUCAGCAGCGGAGGAGGACUAGGAGUCGGAGGAGCUGAUGGCUCCAAGUUACCAGUGGUUCCUGCUCGCAAGCAGCCACCUCCUCUAAAGGGCAGCGGGAACAGCAACAACUCGGUGGGCGAGACCCAAUCGCAAAGCUCCUCCUCCAAGGAACCCAGCAGUGUCUCGGCAUCGGCCUCCACUUCGUCCGCCGCCUCAGCAGGAUCCAGCACCAUUUCCAGUGGCACUAUGUCAUCGAUGUCAGGGACAUGCCCGGCAACAAUGCCGUCUACCGACUCAACUACCAAACGUCCAGGGCCUCCGGAGCCACCAUUGCGCCAGGCCAAUGUCUUUGAUCUGGUGGAUUCGGGCUCAAGGGGUCAUCCGCCUCCUCCGUUGACGGUGCGGAACAAGUUGGUCCGCAGCAACAAGCCGCCACCCAUCACCUAUCCACGGAUGCAGCAGCGCCAGGACUCCACUCUGUCCAGCGACAGCUACUCGAUCAGCUCCAGUCCGGGCUACAACUCCAAGCUGAUGGAGGUGCCACUGCUGGGAUCGAGCCGCAAGUCCAAUGCUCCCGGCUCCGCCCAGCGACAGACUCCUCUCAUGGAUUUGGCACCAACGCGAUUUUUGGGAGGAUCCUCCACCGGAAGUGGCAAGCAGGCUCCCGCAGUGCCGCCGCCCAGGGGCAAGAUCAAUUUCCGCCAAGACUCGACCAUCUCGAGCGACAGCUUCAGUCAGACGUCCAGUCCGGGCUACAAUCCCAAGCUCAUGGAGGCGCCGCUGCUGCCCUCCUUGUCCGCCAAGCGAUUGUGCAGUGCUCCUGCUCCGAUUGUGUGCCGCCAGGGAGUGCAGCACGAGCCCAUUGAGGAGUUGGAGCCGCCGCAGACGAUCUCGCCGCUCCACAAGACGGCUGGCCAGCCCAGCAGCCUGCAGACCAUAGUGCGCUUCCAGAAUGGAGCACCGCACACCAUGUCCUUGCAGCACCAGAUUAUCAACCGGCGGAAGAGCUCCAAUCCGUACAUCACCAACGGCCGCUUGAAGUUCCGCCUGUUCCAGAUCCUGAUCAACGCCUUCGCCCUGCUGGCCAUCGCCGGGGGUCUGGCCGCCUACUUUAAUGCCUAUCCAACUAUCAAGUUCGUCAACAAGACCAUCAUCAAUACGAUCCAUGUGGAGGACACUACGAGUUUCGGCAAGAAUCCAGCCCCAGGCACUUGCCUGCCCAUCAUUGUGCGCUUUUGUCAGGGUCCCCAGAUCCCCUACAACUACACCGUGUUCCCCAACUACAUCGGUCACUUUGGCCAGCUGGAGACGCAAACGGACUUGGAUUCCUAUGAAGCCCUGGUGGAUGUGAGGUGCUACGAGCUGGUGUCCCUGUUUCUCUGCACGCUUUUUGUGCCCAAGUGCGGCCAGAGCGGUGCCACUGUGCCACCUUGUAAGACCCUCUGCACGGAGACGAUGCGCCGCUGUGGCUUCUUUUUCGACGUAUUCGGAUUGAGUCUUCCGGAGUACCUGAACUGCAAGCUCUUCAAGGACUUUCCCAGUCCCGAGGAUUGCGUUGGUGUGGAUGAGGUCCGCGAGGUGAUGAAGGCCGCCACGCAUCCCAAGUGCGAUGGCUUCCAGUGCGACCAGAACCGCUGUCUGCCGCAGGAGUACGUGUGCGAUGGCCACCUGGACUGCAUGGACCAGGCGGACGAGGCCUCGUGCGAACGAUGCGGUCCGGAUGAGAUCUACUGCGGGGAUAGCCAGUGCAUCGGUACGAAGCACAUAUGCGACGGGAUCAUCGACUGUCCCUACGGCCAGGAUGAGCGCAAUUGCCUGAGGCUAAGCGAACGGAAUGGCGAUGUGGGCACUGGGGUUCUGGAGGUCUAUCGCAUCGGUCAGCGGCAGUGGAUGCCCGCUUGUGUGAAGAACUGGGAUCGGGCGGUCUCGCCCAGCGCUGUUUGCUCCAUUCUGGGCUACUCGGCAGUGAAUGCCACCAGUGUCCUGACCCAACGUACUCAUCGCCCGCUUCUGGCCUCUGUGAAUGUGUCCACUGACAUUUGGAAGAUGUACGCUAAGAGGAAGUCAACCUUGAUGCAAGAGUUCGCCAACUGCAAGAAGUCGGAAGACUAUCCGAUGGCCGAGCUUACAUGCUCCAAUUAUGAGUGCGGCCGAGUAAAGCGGGGUAGGCACAAGCCUUCGAGGCGGAUCAUAGGAGGAACCCAGGCAAGUCCCGGCAAUUGGCCAUUCCUGGCCGCCAUUUUGGGCGGUCCGGAGAAGAUCUUCUACUGCGCCGGCGUCCUUAUAUCGGAUCAAUGGGUGCUUACAGCCUCGCACUGCGUGGGAAACUAUAGCGUGAUCGACUUGGAGGACUGGACCAUUCAGCUGGGAGUAACGCGUCGCAACUCCUUCACCUACUCGGGUCAGAAGGUCAAGGUCAAGGCUGUCAUUCCCCAUCCGCAGUACAAUAUGGCCAUUGCCCACGACAAUGACAUAGCCCUCUUUCAGCUCUCCACACGUGUUGCCUUCCAUGAGCACCUUUUACCUGUUUGUUUGCCGCCACCGAGCGUGAGGAAUCUGCAUCCUGGCACCCUGUGCACCGUCAUCGGAUGGGGCAAGCGGGAGGACAAGGAUCCCAAGUCCACGUACGAGUUUAUAGUGAACGAGGUGCAGGUGCCCAUCAUCACGCGUAACCAGUGCGACGAGUGGCUGGACAACUUGACCGUGUCGGAGGGCAUGGUGUGUGCCGGAUUCGACGAUGGCGGCAAGGAUGCCUGUCAGGGCGAUUCGGGUGGUCCGCUGCUGUGUCCGUAUCCGGGGGAGAAGGAUCGCUGGUUCGUGGGCGGCAUCGUGUCCUGGGGCAUUAUGUGUGCCCAUCCCCGUCUGCCCGGCGUGUAUGCCAAUGUGGUGCAGUAUGUGCCCUGGAUACAGGAGCAGAUCGCGAAGCACACACGUCCCAUCAACGAGGAUCGGGUGAACAAGUACGACCUGCAUCCGGGUGGACCCGACAUCCUGUCCAAAAUAGCCACUGACCCGAUGCACGAGGGCAAGCCCCACCACUUCACCCACUCCAGGACAUCGUCCAAAAACUAAUCCUGGCCACGAGGAAGAUGAAAACUCACGAGUAGAGCCAGAGUCAAGUCUCACUGGAACCGAGCAUAUCCACGAAACGAUUGCACAAAGUACUAAACAUAUAAAACAACAAAACACAGAACCGAUGGAUCCUGUAGGAUACAUACAUAUAUUUUGCUACUGAACUUAGGGUAUUAGCCAUCCGGCUAACACCGAUUUGGGCAACAUAAUCAUGUGUCAAUUUGCCGAAUUUAUUUGUCAAUUUUUUUACAAAGAGAUUUUUAUGAACCCAUGUAAAAUCCAAGGAAAUUAAUAACCCAGGCAGACGGAAGUAAUUAACCCAAAGUGGGUGCAACUAUAUGUCAAUAUAACGCGAUUUAUAUAUUUACAAGUAAACCCAAGAUAACCGUUAUGUACCCGAUAUCUAACCACUUGAUAAUUGUGUCUAAAUACCCCGAAACCCAGACAAUAAUUCGAUUUUGUAGCUGAAUUUUGUGUUGAAAAGUUUCGGAGAAAAUGAAACUUGUAUUAUUAUAGGUAUUACUUCGGAGGAAGCUAAAUUAAAUGAUAAACGAAGAGAAACUCUGAAAAAUAUUGUGAAGUAUAAAUAGUAGAAUCACAGCUAUUGAGUGUUGACAAUUAAACCAGUAAAUAAGCAAAUCAAUUGUAGAAAAUGUGUAACUAUAACUAAACCAAAGAAAAACAAGGAAAAUUUGCUGAUCUUGGGCAUUUGAUGGACGUAGCCGUAAGCUCCUCUCCAAAUACGCUGUCUUAAAACACAGAAUCUAUCCAACAAUAAGAAAGUGCAGUUGACAAUAAUGAGAAAUGCACAAUAAGCAAGAAAAUUGUAUCUAGCUAUAAGUCAUGAAAAUAAUAUGUAACUAAAAUGCGUGGGUUUCAGCUUUAAAGAACACAAAAAGAAUGGUAUAAUAUCAAAUGGCAGAUGUCAGUAAGGAGGUCAGAAGGAAUAUACUUAUACACAUAGCAUACGAAUCGUACUAUUUAUGCGGUGAACUACAGAAGAUAUACACGCUUCGAUAGUGGACAUGUCAAUGUAACUUAAUAUUUAGAACUAUUUACACGCCAACGCAACUCGUUUGUCACGCCCCACUUAGACUGGCCGCUUUAGCCGAAGCUCAAGGUAACGCCCUGAUUGCGAUCCCCACACAUCCAUAACCCUGGUGUUCCAUCUAGAAGAUAGAAAUGCUAGCGUGCAACAAUUUGUAGGCACUACUAUUUUGCAGAGGAAUCGCACGAAAAUGAAUGUAAAAUACGCGUAACUAAAGACUCAAAAUUGGUUGUUUCAACACACACAAAAUACACGAACACACACUUGAGCUUCGCGAUGUGUACAGCUUUGAUAUUGUUUUCGAGUCGGAACCGGAAACCAAAUUUGGCCGGCAUUCCGCAGCUCGAUGUUUUUAACUUAUCGUUUCUAGCUAAAACCUGUUGAAAUGCUUUAGACAAGAGAUUGCAAAUGUAUAACCGAUAACUACUAGCUCUAGUUGGACAUACUAUGCCUAAACAUAUAUAUAUGCAUGUUUUGUACAAUCAGUUUACAAGUGGAAAAGUAUUACUAGUCUUAACGGGGGGUUAAAUGAAGCGCAUAUUACACAAGGCACACGAUGUUUUGAGCGGAACAUGAACACAAACCAAUAUGUAACUGAAAUAUAUACAAGAAAUAUACAUAUAACGGAUACAUAUAUUCUAUAUAUAUAUUGUAGUAGUAGCUAUUAAGCAGAUGUGAUGGUGUCUAAAUUUAUACAUGCAUAUUACCAAGCGAAAUGUGGAAAGCUUAGAAUAUACUCGAGACAAAUCUGUGGGCUGUUCUAGAUCGAGCAUACUAACUAUAAUGACAGAGUACAGCGGACAGAUCCAGGACAAUACAUACUUAUAAAGAUAUACCCAUAUCAUAGAAAUUAUGCUUACUUUGAUAUUGUGCACUGCAUGAACAUACAUAUCGGUGGGUUCCUGAAAUCCCCAGAAGUUUUAGAACAACAGGUGCCUGAAAUCAGGAAAUAACGUUGGUGAUAAAUCACACGGGGAUUUCAGAAACAUCUCCGUUCGAUACCGUUUGUGUUUGAACUCAGGCGAAGACUCCCUAGCUGUUGCCUUGGACAGUAAGCCACACUUUCACCAUUUCAGUUUCCUGGGGUUCACUCCCCUCGUGCAUUUACGAUCACACGGAUCAUGGCGAGCUAUUUUUAUACACCCCAUGCUCCAGGCUACUAUCAAAACGCUUAGCUUUAUGUACAUUUAGUCUAAAUCGAACACAACCCAUAUAUUAUAUAUAUUGUAGAUGUAAAAAUGCUUAGCAUUGGCGAGUGGAGUGAGUGAAGUAAUUUACACGUGGCAUGAAUAGCAGAAUAGAUAAUUACUAAGUACAAUACGCAUACAAUCAACACGCAAACUCAGAAUCGCACAAGUCCCAUAUCCUAGUUGAAUUUCUGCGCUUAAUGGGGAUCGCCCCCAAGGAUUCGAUUCAGUUCCGCAUGCUCCAUGUGCUUGGGAGGACACUACAUAUACUCAAGCCCCAAAAAACCAAAGAAACAAAGAAAUUGUAGCGAAAAGUUAUGUGUAAAAUGUAGCAAAAUCCAAAAACAAGAAGCUGAUUAACAAACUAGUUGAAUUUACAUGUGUCGCGAAAAUAAUGAAUCAUAGUAUGUGUACUCACGUAUCAGAAUAUUAUAUUUAAAUGUUUAAAGAUGAUCAUUUGAUGAGAAGCACUUGUUAUUUAUGCACAGACGGAACUUUGUGAAGAAUUUACAUGAACAAACUUUGACAAUAAAAGACAAACUGAAUUUUUUCCUGUGAGCUGGACAAGCGCAUCGGAAGCAUUGAGAAUUUAUGAAAAGUUUUACAUUCAGAUUUUGAAGUUUUGAUGCGAAUCGGAGAAUAUUGUUGAACAUUUAUUUUGGAAAACAAAGAGAGAAUAACCAUGACAAUAAGGCAAUGUCCUACAAUAACUGGGAAAGUGCAGUAUCCUAAAUGUAACUACAUAAACUACACACAGACACGUAUAACCAACUAAAUGCUAAAAGCAACAUGUCAUACAAUACAUGAUAUAUACUUACACACAUAUAUUAUAUAAAUGUUGGAAAAUAAAUGUAUAAAACCAUA